GUCACGGCCCUUCUCCCUCCCCCUCCUUGCUCGCAGCCUCGGCCUCUCCUAGCUGAAUUGAAGUCCCUGCAGAGGAGAAGAAGCAGCGUGUAGCCCCCGGUGCUGCUGAAGGAUGUCUGCGUGUAAAUUUCUCCCGGCUGUCGGAAGGGGCCUCGGCUGGCAGAGCCAGUGGGAGAGGAGGAGAGUGGGUUCCUGUGCAGCGUGGAUGGUACAGAACAAGGCCUGCGGUUGUUAUUUUUCCACAUCCAGCUCUCACAGUGCUAAAUUCUAUAGUGAUCCAGUUGAAGCCGUGAAAGACAUACCUAAUGGGUCAACGCUGCUUGUUGGUGGGUUCGGUCUGUGUGGAAUCCCAGAGAAUCUUAUAGGCGGGCUCCUUAAAACCGGUGUUAAAGGAAUCACAGCCGUGAGCAACAAUGCAGGAGUUGAUGACUUUGGCUUGGGCUUACUGCUGAAGACCAAACAGAUAAAGCGCAUGGUGUCAUCGUACGUUGGCGAGAAUGCAGAGUUUGAAAGGCAGUAUUUACAAGGAGAGCUGGAAGUGGAGCUGGUGCCACAGGGAACCCUCGCUGAGAGAGUGAGAGCCGGCGGCGCUGGCAUUCCAGCGUUUUAUACACCCACAGGCUACGGCACAUUAAUCCAAGAAGGGGGAGCGCCAAUAAAAUAUAAUAAAGAUGGCGGUAUUGGACUUGCCAGUCAGCCUAAAGAGGUCAAAGAAUUUAAUGGCCGUCAUUUUGUUAUGGAGACCUCUAUCACAGGAGACUUUGCUCUUGUGAAAGCUUGGAAAGCAGAUCGUGCCGGGAAUGUUGUAUUCAGGAAAACGGCGAGAAACUUCAACCAGCCAAUGUGUAAAGCAGCCAAAGUAACAGUCGUUGAGGUUGAGGAAAUUGUGGAAACGGGAACGUUUGCACCAGAAGACAUCCACAUCCCCAGCAUUUACGUAGAUCGGAUCAUCAGAGGCGAGAACUACCAGAAAAGAAUAGAGAGGCUAACACUAAGGAAAUCUGAAAAUUCAAAACCCAAACCUAAAAAAGAUUCUGACAUUGUAAGAGAGAAAAUCAUCCGUCGCGCUGCUCUGGAAUUCCAGGAUGGAAUGUAUGCAAACUUGGGUAUUGGUAUUCCAAUGUUGGCGAGCAACUACAUCAAGAAAGAUAUCACUGUUCAUCUUCAGAGUGAAAAUGGAGUCCUGGGCCUGGGCCCUUACCCCACGGAAGAUGAAGUGGAUCCCGAUCUGAUCAAUGCAGGUAAAGAAACAGUCACUGUUCUGCCGGGAGCCUCGUACUUCUCCAGCGACGACUCAUUCGCCAUGAUUAGAGGCGGUCAUGUGAACUUGACCAUGUUGGGAGCAAUGCAGGUGUCAAAAUAUGGAGAUCUGGCAAACUGGAUGAUUCCUGGUAAGAUGGUGAAAGGAAUGGGUGGAGCCAUGGAUUUGGUGUCUAGCUCAGGAACGAAAGUAGUUGUCACUAUGGAGCACUCAGCCAAAGGAGGAACGCAUAAAAUAUUGGAUCAGUGCAACUUGCCACUUACCGGAAAACAGUGUGUGGAUCGGAUCAUUACAGAGAAGGCUGUCUUUGAUGUGGACAAAAAGAAUGGUCUGACUCUGAUUGAAGUCGGUGAAGGUAUAUCUGUGGACGACAUUAAGAAAUGUACCGGCUGUGACUUCUCAGUUUCACCGGACCUCAAACAGUUGCAGCAAAUCGGUGAUUAAGAUCUGUGGUCGCUUUCAUAUUUUUUAUGAAGAAGUUACAUGUUCUAGGAAUAUUUUUUUCUUUCGAAAGCUCAAUUUAUACCAACCAUCCAGUAGUUGUAUUUCAUCACUGAGCAUUUGUUACAAUGGGAGUAAAGUUAUGGGAGUCAAUAAAACAAUAUUUGAUUAAA
Molecule: messenger RNA, 1875 nt
Organism: Pseudophryne corroboree (corroboree frog)
Lineage: Eukaryota; Metazoa; Chordata; Amphibia; Anura; Myobatrachidae
Gene: OXCT1
Product: 3-oxoacid CoA-transferase 1
Exons: 17
Coding region: 113-1705 (530 amino acids)
Biological process (GO): ketone body catabolic process
Cellular component (GO): mitochondrion
Molecular function (GO): succinyl-CoA:3-oxo-acid CoA-transferase activity
Source: RefSeq, a predicted model, not a curated record